UGAUUUUUGUUUGUGUUGUUGUUUUUGCGCGCGCUCUGCGGAACGUGUGAGAAAAGUGGAACGAGCGAAACGAGUGGCAGUGUUGUUGUGUUUCAGCUGCUGCUGAUUCAACCAGCGAACAGCAACAACAACGCAAGUGUUGACAACAAGAGAGCAAAAGAGAGAGAGAGACAAAGAGAGAGCGAAACAGCUGGGCAAAAGAAGCAACCGAUCAGACGCAGUGUCUCCAUAGAAGGCAAACAAGAGAGAAAGAGAGUAGGCGAGAGAAGCUAGCGAGCGAGGCUGCCACCCGCCACCCACUGCCAUCAGCCAUCCACCAUCUGCCACCCCCAGCCGGACGCUGCCCAUUGACCUCCAGUGUGGAGGCACUGCAUCAUUGGCAACAGCUGUGGUAGCAGCUAGAAGAGGAGCAAUUCCGGCGGUCAGCAGUCACCACCGGCCAUCCCCCCCAGCAGCCGCUGCAUCAUGUCCGCGGACUCGCCACGCCGUCAUCCCUCUGGCGUGGUCGGUUCCGGCAUUGGAUUGGGCUCCGGAUCCGGUACUGGCUUGGGCUCCGGCUCUGCCGGUGGCAGCAAAUCGGGUGCCGCCGUGCCGGCCAUUGUACCUCCGCAAACAGUGUCGGAUCGAUCGAUCCUUGACUCGGCCAUUGGUUUCAUCAACGAUGUGACGCUGGCCAAUCAGCCGGUGCAAGAUCCCAAGGACACGAUCACCUGGGCCCGUUUCGAAACGUGUGCGGAUGUAAGCGAUCCACGUUUCGGUGAUGACUGGGAACUGGAGGGAAAUGCAGCGCCACCACUACUGCUGAUUCUCGGCUACGGUCUGGGCGUCCAAGUGUGGGCCAUACCAGCCAACGGCGAGGCGGUCGAGGUGCUAUCCUGGCGUCACGGCGUCGUCACUGCGCUUCGUGUGCUGCCCACGCCGGCCACGGCUGUAGCUCUGGAUGAGAAUGGUCGCGCGGAUGAGCCGGUCGAUGCGUUUGCCGAGAAGCGUCCCCUGGUGGCGUUCGUCGACGGAGGCAGUGCAGCGGCCAGUGGUCUACUGGCUGGCAGCUCGGGAUUGGGUCUGGGUGGCGGCAGCGGAGGAGUCACAACAGUUGGCGGAUCGGUUGGAGGUGUCGGUGGCAUCGGCAUGUCGGCCGCUGCCCAAUUCAGUGCCGUAAACUUCAUGUCCCUGAAAACGGGUGUCCAGGUGAAGACGAUCAAGUUCAAAAACGCCGUGCUGGACAUCCAGGCCAAUCGAUCGGCGGUGGUCAUCACGUUCCACGAACGGAUAGCCGUCUUUGAUGCCAGGACACUGGAGGACCGUCUCACUAUUACCACCUGCUAUCCCAGUCCGGGGAUCAACCCCAAUCCCAUUGCUCUGGGACCGCGCUGGCUGGCGUAUGCGGAGCAUAAACUACUCCACUCCAAGCGCAGCGGCGGCGGAUGCGAUGGCGAGGGCGUUCCCAGCUACACGGCCACUGUUCUCAAUGCGGCCAAAUCCCUGAGCAAGGGACUGCGAGAGUUUGGGGAACAGGUGGCCGCCGGCCUAACGGGCACCACCGCCGGCAGCGGAGCCAGCUCCAAAAGCAGCAGCUUCGACUCGGCCAGCGGCGGUCCGGAUGCCAAGCAGUCCGGUGUGGUCACCAUCAUCGAUGUGAAGCAUCCGGUGAAGGACUACAGCCCCACGUCGGGUACUCCGUUGAGCUCCACAGCUGGCUCACAGGGCGGCGGCGAUCCCAUCGUUGCUCACUUUGUGGCCCACAGCGAGGCUCUGGUGGCCAUGGAGUUCGACAGCUCCGGUAUGCUGCUUCUCACCGCCGAUCGACGCGGUCAUGAUUUCCACGUGUUUCGCGUACAACCGCAUCCUGUCGGUCCAAGCCUGGCUGCCGUGCACCACCUGUACGUGCUACAUCGCGGCGACACUAGCGCCAAGGUGCAGCACAUUGCCUUCUCGCUGGACUCGCGCUGGGCUGCCGUGUCCACGUUGCGCGGCACCACCCACGUCUUCCCAAUCACGCCCUACGGCGGCGCCAUGGGCGUACGCACGCACACCUCGCUGCAUGUGGUCAAUAAGCUGUCCCGCUUCCACCGGAGCGCCGGCCUCGGAGCCGAUGGACGCUCCAGUUCGCCGAUCUCGCACUCGGAGAGCACGACGUUCGUGCAGUCACUGCAGCCGUAUCAUAAUCCCACUUUGCCGCCGUAUCCGCGGCCUUCGGUGGUGCAGCCGCUGGCCCAGCUGCGCCAGCCCUUCACUCUAGGAUCACCGCCAGGAUCGGCGGGUCUGGGCGGUGGAGUGGGCGGCGGUGGAGUGAUGGGCUCUGGCGUUAGUUCCGGCGGUCAUGGAGUCGGUGUUGGUGUAGGCAGCAAUAGCCAACGGCAGCGACAACGCCUCUCCUCGCUGUCAGACGAUAGCGGCAAACCACUGAGUGUCUGCUCCAUCUUCGCCAAGUCGCGCUCCUGGCUGCUGGAGCCACCAAUGGCGACGCGAGAGCAGCCGCAUCGUGUCCAGCGCAAGGCGGUGGACUCGCUCUUCGUGAUGGCCGGCCACGGGGCGCUCAUCCAGUACGAUCUGGACACGAAGCUAGCCUCACAUGUUGCCAAAGAGAAGAUUUGUGAUGACACGCCCAUCGAGCUGGAGGUUGAGGCCCGCGCCCAGUGGAAUCUGGGACGGCGCAAGGAUGGAUCUCAAGAAAUCGCACCACCACUGGGGCUGGACAAUUGGCUGAUUAAGGAUCGCCAUGCCAGCCUGCUGUUGGACAGCGCCCAUCAAUUCGACGAUCAGGACGAGCGAACCGAAAGCUGGUUGGCCCAGGUGGAGAUCAUCACGCACGCUGGUCCCCACCGCCGGCUGUGGAUGGGGCCGCAGUUCGUCUUCAAGAACUACAAUACGCCCAGCGGUUCCAAUCUGAACCACGUCGAUGCAGAGGCUGUGGAAAUUGGCGUGACCAAGACGACGACCACCACGUUGCCCUCGACGGCGGCUUCAUCUGCCUUGGGAUUGGGUACGGUGGGAGGCAAGGAUCGGUCCAGUCCGCUCAAUAUGCCCCUAAGUGCAGCCACAUCGGUGGGAGGAGCUGGUAUUGGCAGUUCGGCGGUCACAGGACGCAGCGGUGCCGGUGUACCGGUUCUCAUCGAAUCCGGGUCGUACAGCAGCAUUGAGCAGAGUCCCAAGUUGAUGGAUCGCUUCCGACAUGGUCACUUGGAUUCGGAUUAUGGACACGGCGAUACACGCCUGAAGGAGGAUUUGGCGGAUGCCAUGCGAGAAUCGCCAUCAACGGCAGCAGCUCGACGUGAGACUACCGCUGCAACUGUUGAUCAGGCAGCUCCCCCGUGUGGCGAUCACCUGGCUACCGGUGCCUCGCCAGCUUCAGCGGAUCUCCUGGCUGCCGGCGCCGGAGGAAGUGCUUCCUCGAAUUGUGAUAAUGCCUGCUAUUACGAUGCACUCGCCGAGCACGAGAGUCUCAAUGAUCUGGACGAGGUGGUGGAGGAUCAGCAUCCAGAUGCAGAGACGCAUUUGCACUCAAUGGACUCCAUUUCAGCUCUGGCAUCCGUACUUCCCAACAUCUGUAGCUAUUCGCGUGUGGAGAAAAUGGUCAAUCCGCUGGGCACUGUGACGGAUCUAAAUGCUGGCAUCUCCGGUGAACUGCAGACGGAUAUGCUGGACGAGGUGGUCGGCCAACUGGCCGCCGAGGAUACGGUCAUCCAUGAGAAUUGCGAUGAGGCUCUGUUCCGGCCAGUGGUGGCCAUCUUUUGCAGUGAUCCGGCUGAGAGACAAAAGCUCCUUCAAAAGGAUCAGCAGACGGAAGAAGCGACAGCAUCGGAACUGGAACGCGAACAGGCCAGUUGCCAACCGCCCGUUGUGUUGGUCAAUAAGUUGGUUGUACCGGUGAUUGCCAAGGAGGUGGACGAGGUGCUUGUCCAGAAGGAGAAGCAAAAGUCCCAGAAGCAAUCGCACAAGGCACAGCAGCAGCAGCAGCAGCAACAACAACAACAGAAAACCCUAAGAUCCCUGGCUGCCGCCGAGGAUGCGGCACAGGCGCAGAAAUUCGCAGAGCUUUCAAAUCUCAACAAGCCCAAGGGCAACAGCAACAACAAUAAAACUGCCAGCCAGAAGAGUGGUAGUGGAACGUCCGAGGAUGAGGCCACCACCACCAUCACACUCGCCAAAUCAGCGAAGAAGGCCAAGAAUAACAAGCAAAAGACCAGCGCAAAAGUCAGCGAAAAGAAGCCAGAGCAGACGAAUCUGGACGAGAAGAAGGUUUCUGUCGAGAAAGAGGAAAACGAAGAGAGGGCUUUACCGGUGGUCAAGGAAACCACCAACAAGGAGGAUUCGGAUGCAGAGUCUGAUCAUGCAGAUAGUCUGCUAGCCAACAAAAGCAGCAUUGCGGCCGUUAUGGUGAGCAGUGCCAGUGCCCAGGGAUUAAGUUUGCACGUGGAGAUGAGUGCGCCGGAUGCGGAGCAAGACGAAGAUGAAGAGAUAGAAGAGCUCGAGGAGGAGCCACCCAAAACAAUAUCUAAAGACAACAAGAAGAAGCAAAAACCAGGAGAUGCAGUAGCAACCAUGACAAUCGACAAGGAGAAGGAAAAAGCCAAGGAGAAGGAGCUGAAGCUAAAGGAGAAAGAACGGGAAGCCAAGCUUCAGGAGAAAGAAAAAGAAGAAAGGCUUAAACAGAAGGAAAGAGAAGAGAACCUUAGGAUGGAACGAGAGGAAAAGCUUAAGGAAGAGAAGAUCAAGGAGAAGGAACGAGAGGAGAAGUUGAAAGAAGAAAAGAUCAAGGAGAAGCAAAGAGAGGAAAAACUAAAGGAGGAGAAGCUUAAGGAAAAGGAACGAGAAGAAAGGAUCAAGGAAAAAGAGCGCGAAGAAAAGGCUAAGGAGAAGCAACGAGAAGAAAAGCUAAGGGAGGAAAAGAUCAAGGAAAAGGAGAGGGAGGAAAAACUCAAGGAGAAGCUAAGGGUAGAGAAGGAGAAUGAGAAAGAAGAAAAGCUCCGAAAAGAGCGUGAAGAAAAAAUGAAGGAAAAGGAACGAGAAGAGAAAAACAAGGAGAGGGAGCGAGCUGAAAAGAUCAAGGAGAAGGAACGAGAAGAAAAGCUAAAGAAAGAAAAGGAAGAAAAGCUCAAGGAGAAGGAAGAGCUGCUCAAGAAAAAGGAGAAGGAGGAAAAGGAGAGAGAAGAAAAGCUCAAGGAAAAGGAAAGGCAAGAGAAGCUCAAGGAGAAAGAACGGGAAGAGAAGCUCAAAAAGGAAACGGAAGAGAGACAACGAGAAAAGGAAAGGGAGGAGAAGCUAAAAGAGAAAGAGAGGGCUGAAAAGCUUAAAGACCUGGAAAAAGAAGCAAAGCUAAAGGAAAAGGAAGAACAGCUCAAGGAGAAGGAAAAGGAGGUUAAACUCAAGGAGAAGAAGGAGAAAGACAAGGUCAAGGAGAAGGAGAAGUCCCUAGAAAGCGAAAAGCUCCUCAUCUCGGCAACCGUUAGCAAUCCAUGGAGGCGAGUCGUCGAGGAUGCUCCACCCAAACUGCCUGCGGUUCAGGACUAUCCCAGUCUUGGCAAGAAACCCACUAAAGCGAGUCCGGAGACGAAGCGGGAUGAAAAACUGCUGCCUGGACUGACUACUCCCCCCAAAGAGGUGAACGACACCUUUGAGGACUUCUUGAGCGGCUUAAAGCCACUGGAGGCCUUGCCACCUCUUCCUGCUCUCGAACCCCUGGAGGUUAAGGAGGACUCGAAAAAGGAAACUGUCAGUCUAAUCAACUUUGAAAGUCCGUUGCAGGAGACAGCAUCCAUACCGCGGAAGAUUUCCCCACCGCCACGUGGUUUCACCGAACAGAAUUUGAUCCUCGCCUUGUGCGGUUCCCUGCACUAUGAAAAUGAACAGGAACGUAUCCGGGAAACGGAGGCAGAGGUGCAGCCUGAGGUGGUAACUACACCGGAACCGGUAUACAUUACCCUGGAUACGAUGGUCCUGCAGAAAUCCACCUCUACAUCGAAUAACUCAUCCGGAUCUGAGGAGAUUGUCGUCAUGGAGGAACCCGUAAAGAAGCUGAGCAAGAAGCACAAGCGACUGAAGCAGCUCCAACUGCAGCAGCAGCAGCAGCAAAGGGAGCGGGAACCGGACGACGAGGAGCUGCGUCCCCUGAUCAGCAUCAGCAUGUGCGAUUCCCAGCUGGACGUGCCGGAUAUACCAGUCAGGGCCAUGCCCGACGACGAUGAGGGAGUCGAGGAGGAGCCCGAGACGGAGCCGGAGCAAUCACUGCCCGAGGAUCUGCUGCACUUUGGCAGCAGUGGAGUGGCCACCAAUGCCACUACAACGGACAGCGAGGGACCGGUGCCGGCCACCACAUCCGAUGAUAAUGUGGUGUACGGCUCCUCCAGCACAACCAAUGCCGCACCGCACAAGCUGAAGACCAAGAAGCUGGAGCACAAGAUCAAUCUGAUAGCGGCCAUCGAGGCGGCCACCUCCUCGUCCACAUCCUCGGCGGAGGAGAGCAGUGUGGAGACGACGGUACAUCCAGAUCCUACGGGCCUCGGUCUGGGCAUUGGCCUGCAAUCCCAUUCGCCGGGCGCUGCAGUCGGUGCUGGAAGCUCGACCACGGGUGCCGCUACAACUGCAUCUCUGCCCGCUGCCGGUGGCGUUACCUCUGUGGGAUUGGCCGUAGGCGUGGCCAGCCCACCGAGUGCCACAAAGAAGAAGACGAAGCGCCGGAAGAGAUAAGAAUUAGCGAUCUGUUUGCUGUGCGUCUUUAGCCUGGUGGUGCUGUGGCAUCUGUACGCCGCCAAUCGACAGGAUGGAGCACCCACUGCCCAUGCGCUCCAACAACAGCAGCAGCAGCAGGCGCAACAGCCGCUGCAGCCGCCGCCACCGGAUCAUCCACCACCAUCGGAGGAGCCAGGCACAGCCAUUUUUCAGCCCAAUCCCAUGCUGAAGCAGGAGGAAGUUGAGCAGCCGGUGGGCAGAACCAGAGCCAAGUAGAAGAGCAAUGGACGCCAAGCAAACGAGUGCAGGAGGUCACUACUGUGAGCUCCACACAAGAGAUUCGCAAACUAUAAACAUGAGAUGGAGAUGGCAACCACGACAUGAUGAUGACUCUAGAUUCUUAGAUUUGUAGCUGAGUGCAAGAAAAGUAUAUCAUUUCAGUAAACGCGAAACAAAAAGAAAACCAACAAAAAACAAAACAAAACACAAAACUCUGCAAAAAAAUUGUGAUUUAUCGAAAAGAAAAACAACAAGUUAGUUAUAAUGCAUAAUUUAAAGCGAAACGAAACAUAAACAAAAAAGAAAAACAAAACGACUGUAGCUACUCGUUUAGACAAAAAACAUAAAAGAAUUAAGGAAAAGCGACAAAAAUAUUUAAAUACUAACCGAUUUUUAAGUGCAAAGUUAUAUUGUUAGCUAUACAUCUCUAGAAAUUAAAAGUAUAACAAUAUAUAUAUAUAUAUAUAAACCAGACACACACAUAUAUAUAUACAUACAUAUAUAUAUAAUAUAUUGAAAAAGGCCUAAAAGUAAAAACAAACUAAUUAAUGCUCUCAAAUUGUACAUAAAAGGCGCCCGAAAAUCCACUCAGUGUGGAAAUCGAAAUUUGUAAAAUUGAUAUCCUGCCCCUUAGCUAACACACACACACACACACACAUGCAGCUAAAGCUUGCAGGACACACAGUUGGAAUUUAAUGGUUAAAUAGUAAUAUUCAGACCCAUAAAUGGGUGGUAUUCAAUAGAACGAACGACUUUUCCCCCAAACAAAACUACAUUUUCCUGCCCAAGAAGCCAACUGCGUGUAAGAACUACUGCAAAGCGACUAAUGACUAAACUAUGUGGAUUAUAAUACUAAUUGUCCAAUGUCACAAUUGUUUAAACUCGUUUUCUAGGCUUUGCUUUCGUUAAGUUUUCUCCAUACUCGUUCAAGUUUCAUAUAGAUCCUCCCAAACUCAAGGUCUCUUUUUUAAAUCCUAUUUUUUUUUUGUUUGUUAAUUUAUUCAUUUUAUUUGAAAUGGUCUCUGUUUUGUUUUUAUUUCGUUUUAAUUUCGUAAUAUGUUCUGUUUCUUGAAAAGAUUGUAAAAAGUGAGGAAAUCAAUUGUUUUCUGUAUAUAAAUAUAUGUAUAUCGUAUAAAAAUUACAUCUAACUCGCAGUAUUUAUGAUUUACGUUUGAGAGAUGGAUGAAAAAAGGAGGCAAGGAAAUCGCUAAACACUAAAAUUUAAUUUAAUUAAAUGAUGUAUGAUUAAAUAAAUGCAAUUUUAGUUAAAACAACAAA
Molecule: messenger RNA, 8226 nt
Organism: Drosophila simulans
Lineage: Eukaryota; Metazoa; Arthropoda; Insecta; Diptera; Drosophilidae
Gene: rudhira
Product: breast carcinoma-amplified sequence 3 homolog
Exons: 8
Coding region: 466-6687 (2073 amino acids)
Biological process (GO): autophagy; response to starvation
Cellular component (GO): cytoplasm
Source: RefSeq, a predicted model, not a curated record